Molecule: messenger RNA, 1245 nt
Organism: Zymoseptoria tritici IPO323
Lineage: Eukaryota; Fungi; Ascomycota; Dothideomycetes; Mycosphaerellales; Mycosphaerellaceae
Product: putative siderophore biosynthesis
Exons: 2
Coding region: 1-1245 (414 amino acids)
Biological process (GO): siderophore biosynthetic process
Source: RefSeq, a predicted model, not a curated record
AUGACCACAACCACCACAACCACCGCACUCACCUUCACCCUACCAGACGGCACCUCCACCGUCACCAUCCGCCCAACCCAAAAAGCAGCUCCGAGCGAAGAACCAUCGCAAGACACAGCUCCGAGCAAGAAAGAUUCGAAUCACGAAGUAUACCUCAACGACCACCUUAUCGCAACUUGGGUCAUCGAUCCAAGCGUCAAGACAAGAGUCAGCCCAGCGCAAGUCCUCGAUGAGCGAGCCGAGUUCGACAGCGUCCGACAUCUUGUCCUUUCAUCUCGCCGAUCCAACGAUAAUGGGCACACCUGGAUCAGCAUCUACGCCCUCUGGCUCCUGCACCACGAUUUGGACGUGAUUCCCAUCAGUUCACCUUCCAACUCCGCCGUGACGACAUACCUGAUCAAUACUGGUCUUGCCGCGCCAUCGCCCUUCGAGCCGGCAGACACAGAUGCUGGACGGACGCUGUUAUUAGCGCGAGAAGCAUUCUGGCAAGGAGCCGGAACCCCCGACAACCUCUCCUGGCUCCGGUCCCGUCCCGAAGCCAGCAUCCCAGGUUUCAACUCCCAUCUCGGAGCAUUCGCCAGUCAAAUGUCCUUCACACGCCGGGGGAACGUGUGCACCACCCAUCCUCUGCGACCUCAAAAACCGGCUCCAGGAACGGUGGUGUAUAGUCGAUACAUCGUCGAAGUGGGGCAGCAUCUUCAGCUCGUACACAUCGAUGCCAGCAAUCCGGUGCAUUUCUCAGCGUACGCGCGGUGGCAGAAUAGUGACAGGGUGAAUCAUGGGUGGAGAGAACGUGGGCCCGACGAGAAACACGCAGCGUAUCUCGAGUCUCAACGGAUAGAUCCUCAUACAAUGUCCCUCAUCUUCCUCUGGGACGGCGAACCCGCCGGCUACAGCGAAGUAGGCUGGGCGAAAGAAGACAACACAGCCUGCUUCGUGUCCUCCAACUGCGGCAUCCACAUCGGCGAGUUCGACCAGCUGAGCCACAUCCUCGUCGGGGAAGAGAAGUUCCGCGGCGGCAAGCGAUAUCAAGCGGUGGCGACCUCAAUCAAACAUCUCUGCUUUCUGAGGGAUCCUCGAACGACACAGGUGAUCGCGGAGCCGAGAUUUGAUUUACCGAGUGUGCCGAUUCAAGCGAGGUUCUUGCCGCAGGAGAGGAAGAAGAGGGUGCAGUUGCCGCAUAAGCAGGCGGUUUUGUUUGCGUUGCAGAGGGAGAGGUUUUUUCAGGAAGGGCAUUUCUACUGA